Messenger RNA from Aureobasidium melanogenum CBS 110374, 2643 nucleotides. RefSeq lists its product as uncharacterized. Gene Ontology annotation, molecular function: phosphorelay sensor kinase activity; histidine phosphotransfer kinase activity. Gene Ontology annotation, biological process: protein autophosphorylation; phosphorelay signal transduction system. The transcript has 2 exons. The record is from RefSeq and is a predicted model, not a curated record. The coding region runs from base 1 to 2643 and encodes 880 amino acids. Lineage: Eukaryota; Fungi; Ascomycota; Dothideomycetes; Dothideales; Saccotheciaceae.
AUGGAGCCCGACUUCAUACCCAGAAAGUCCAUCUGUCUGGGCCAACCGCUGCCCCCAAAUGUAGUUAUCCACGACAGCGACCCGGACUUCCGCCCAGGAAUGGAACGCUUGUAUCCCUCGAGUGUCGAGAGCAACAUCCUAGAAGAGUUGGUCAUCCUCAAGACAAAGCUACGGCUACUCAACAACGACGAUUUCUGGUCCUUCGUUUCCGAGCGCAUGGCCGAGAUCCUAGGAGCACAACUCUCUUUCAUCGCUAAACGUAUUCUGGUCGACGAACAAGAUUCUGCCAUUGAGAUGCCGCCUCUUGGAGAGCCUGGAUCCUGUUUGAUGGCAAGUGCAUGGUACUACAACGACGGAAAGGGUCUGCAGGGUGUCGAGAAAGGCUUCAAAUACCAUGCAUACGGCUGCCCUUGUUCCUACAUGCGUCAUGACAAAGUCUUUGUCGUUCCCGAAAAGGUCAGCGAAAUGUUCGCCAACAACCCCAACAAGUUACCUGUCUCCGCCGAAGCUUACAUUGGCAUUCCUCUCUUCGCUGACGGUAAGUGCUUCGCACAUUUCGGUGUCAUCUGGUCUGUCGAGGGUGCCGCCAAGAGAAAACUUUCGUGGGCCUUUAUCGAAAUGUUCCUGCACGGCUUGGAAGAUCUCAUCUUGGAACGCCUGCUUCAAGGCUCGGAAUUCAAAGACAAAGAAACCGCCAGCAGAGAGCCACCCCGUGUCAUCCCCCAUGAAGUCAUUACCGCCGCCCAGUCGUUACAGCCCUAUGCAAAGAGCUUGUCCCAUGAAUUGAGGACACCAAUGCAAGGUGUAGUCGGUAUGCUUGAUGUUAUGUAUGCCACUGUCCAAGAAGCUGCAGAGGGUCAGACGAAUGCAGAAGUUCGUAAAGUAUUCGAAACGCUCAAGGAAAACAUCGAAACCGUUCAAGAUAGCUCGCGUCGUGCUGUCGAGGCCGCCGAUAAUGUCGUACAUGCUUAUGACAUGAACCUGGGCAUUCCUUCUGGGCCGCCCAUCAAUGAGGAUUCGCUGGACGGUUUUCCUGACAUCAGCCACGCUUCCCAUCCAGAAAUUCUUGUUGCCGGAAGCGAUCUACCAAUCUCAAGACCUAAUAAGCGCCGUCGUGAGGAGCCCAAAAACGAGUCAGAAGGAAGUCCGACCAAAAUUCAGGCCACUGCUGCAGCACGUGCAGCCAAAGCCUCGCCCACUGAGGGUAUGAAGUUGGGUGUUCAGGAAGCUGAAGAUCUCCCCGAACAUUCCGCUCGUGCCACAAUGCCUAUGAGUCCUCGACCUAUGAUGGCUUCUCUACAAGGUGACCGCGCCAUCGCUCCGGGUGUUAGGCACACUAACCUUCGUCGGGUGCUGCAAUACGUAGUCAACGAAGGUUUGAAGGUCGGAGGAAGACCAGAGUCCGCGAUUGCUCAAGAAACAUAUCUCGGCGAAAUUAUUGAGGUUUGCACGCGGUCAGCAAAGGGCGAGCCCAGAACGAAACUGAUCGAAUGGUCUGUGGAUACUGCCGUACCAGAAACCAUACUCGCCGACGAGAAAGACCUUGCUAAGCUGAUCUCCUGCGUUUUCCUGAAUGCUACUAAAUUCACCGAGCAAGGCAACAUUACCCUUUUAGCAAAACUGAGCCCAAAAGCUCGAUAUAUCGUCAUCAAGUGUACAGACACAGGUCCUGGCAUCCCUGCAGCAUUCCUUCCUCGCCUCUUCCAGCCAUUCUCACAAGAAGACCCUUCUCUCACGCGUCAAAGUGAAGGUCUGGGUCUCGGUCUUCUUGUGGCUAAAGGUCUAGCGCGGAAGCUCGGUGGAGAUUUAUUCUGCAUUCGCGCGGAUACUACUGGUCCCAGGAGGGGCUCGGAAUUUGAGAUGAGAAUACCUCUCAGGGCCGGUGAUACCACCACUCGCCCACCGUCGCCCUUCGGAACACCAUCACACAACAGAGUGCGCCAGUCAAACUCAAUAGACUCAGAUGGACGCCCCUCUCCUAUGCCCAAUUUCACCGGCUCACAUGUUCGUACUCAAAGCGACAAUUCGACCGCGGACCUGCCAUCUCCAACCGAGAAACCUGCUACCGCUGAACCAUCUGCAGCACCUGCUGUCAGAAGCCCUCCAGCACUGAAGCAUAACCACUCGUUUCCCGUACCAUCGUUCCCACCUAAGCAACCAAGUACGAGUGCUCGCAAGUCAUCGGCAUCGAUCAACGGUAUCGACCGCAAUCUAGCUGCCAAGUACCCGCUGAACUUCCUGGUCGCUGAGGACAACAAGAUCAAUCGCAAGCUUCUUGUUAGUAUGCUCAACAAGUUUGGCUACAAGACAGUGAUCGAAGCCUACGACGGCGCUGAGGCUGUUCGCCAGAUGUCCAAGAACCCCUCGGUUGACGUUGUGCUCAUGGACCUCUGGAUGCCCUUCAUGGACGGGUACGAGGCUACCGAGAAAAUUCUCGCCAUGAGCCAUGGCAAGAAUGGUGUUUGUGGCGGUACACCGACUGUUCUGGCCGUAACAGCAGACGUCACCGAUGGUGCCCUUGAGCGGGCUGCUAAAGUCGGCAUGAAAGGGUUCAUGACCAAGCCAUUCAAGCUCAUGGACCUUCAACGUCUGAUUCUAGAAUACUGCGCUCGCAGCGGCAGUGAGGUCGAAGGUGGAGAGUAA